Cyanidioschyzon merolae strain 10D is the source of this 390-nucleotide messenger RNA. RefSeq names its product retroelement, dead. Bases 1 to 390 code for a protein of 129 amino acids. NCBI's taxonomy places the organism in Eukaryota, Rhodophyta, Bangiophyceae, Cyanidiales, Cyanidiaceae. The transcript has a single exon. The record is from RefSeq and is a predicted model, not a curated record.
AUGUAUGGAGGACUGCCGAGGUCGUACCGAUCCUCAAAAAGGACUCUCACAUACACAGACAUGAAUAUCUACCGGCCUAUCGGCCUCAUCCCGUCAAUCAUGAAGCUACUUUGCGCCAUUCCCACGAACCGGACUCAGAGGCGCUUCGAGGAACGCAAGUUCUUCGCCCCAGAACAGGCUGGAUUCCGGAGCCACGAGGAGUGCAUGAGCCAUGCCCUGACCCUCAUUGAAGUGGCGCAGCGUCGCUUCAUUAGCGGCCAACAACCAGCUUACGUAUGCUUCAUCGACUUUCAAAAGGCCUUUGACACGGUCCCGCAUGAGGCUCCAUUUCUGAAGAUGGAACGAGUCGAAGUCUCCGGAAAGUGCUUACCGUUCUUCCGUGCGCUCUAG